AUGCACGCCACUUCUGUUCUCCGUAACGCGGCCAGAACCCCGCUCAUCAGGUUCCUCGGAAAGCGCUCUGUGCCUACCUCCGUCGACCACACUCCCCGAGCUCAUCCUGCCUCGCCCUCCGGCAGCCUGCCCGACUCCUUCGUGACAUAUCGCGCCAAAGCCCAGCAGCACGGUCCUUUGGGCGCUGCUGCCGUUGGUGCUGGAUGGAUUGGCCGUCGUCCCGGUGCCGCUCUGGGCCCCGUUGAGCCGAAGGCGGGCGAGUUCUUCGACCGCGAUGAACUGCCCCAGCGCUUCCACCGUCUGCCCUGGACCGAGACUGAGAUCGAGGCCAUCGAGACCGGCGGUGCCAGCCUGUUCAACUAG
Molecule: messenger RNA, 363 nt
Organism: Paecilomyces variotii
Lineage: Eukaryota; Fungi; Ascomycota; Eurotiomycetes; Eurotiales; Thermoascaceae
Exons: 2
Coding region: 1-363 (120 amino acids)
Biological process (GO): 2-oxoglutarate metabolic process
Source: RefSeq, a predicted model, not a curated record